This is a messenger RNA of Histoplasma capsulatum G186AR, 1317 nucleotides long. RefSeq lists its product as uncharacterized. Gene Ontology annotation, molecular function: arylesterase activity. The coding region runs from base 1 to 1317 and encodes 438 amino acids. Lineage: Eukaryota; Fungi; Ascomycota; Eurotiomycetes; Onygenales; Ajellomycetaceae. The transcript is spliced from 5 exons. The record is from RefSeq and is a predicted model, not a curated record.
AUGGCUAUCUCUGCGAUAGGCAAGAUUGCCGCUACCUUUGCAAUAAUUAUAGGGACAAUCUCUACGGUAUUCUACAAACCUCUCGUCACCAAGAUACAUACUCUUCACAAUCUACCAGGAGAAUGGCAUCCGUUUGACGGCGGAUCCGCUGACAUCCGCUUCUCGGAUACCAUCAAAUACUCGGAAGAUAUUGUCAUCGACAAUGAUCGCGGCAUCGCGAUAAUUAGUUUUGAUCCCGGAAGGUCGGAAUGGAAUACUGUUAUGGGAAUCUUCAGGGACCCGAAUCCGAAAGGAAGUCUCUAUAUCUAUGACUAUGCCGCAACGGGAACCAUUAAGGAGCUAGUACUUACAGGCUUUCCCGACACGAUUGAUUUCCACCCCGUUGGAAUAAACUUCUUCCGCAGCUCUCCCCAAUCCAAGACAAGGCUCUUUGUUGCCAAUCAUCAGCGGACUGGGACUACGGUGGCGGUAUUCGAUAUCGACUAUGACCUAUAUCAAGCAAAGUAUAUUACGACAGUAUUUGAUAACAAUGAGACCAUUGUUUCGCCAAACUCUAUCGCACCGGUUUCUUAUACCCAGUUCUAUGUUACGAACGACCAUCACUAUCUUGCGAGGACAAGACCGUUACUGAGUAAAAUUGAAACAUACUUCUCGAUGCCAUGGGGCUGGGUCACGUUUGUGGAUUUCUCUUCCACCGAACACCUUAAGUGCGAAAUAGUGGCCACGAACAUCUCAUUUGCGAACGGGAUCGUGAUGACGCCAACUGGCAAAGAGGUCAUCGUGGCUUCUUCAGGGCACGAUGCCGUCUACAUUUAUCAGCGAGACUCGGAGACCAAUUCUCUAUCUAGUACCCAUGAAACUGUUCACGUCAAUUUCCAUCCCGACAACGUCAAUUUCGACCACUCUCUCGAUAUUUCUGACCCCACUGUGUUCGACGCGGACGGGAGGUUCCUUCGCGGGCUGACUGUCGGUGGCCAUCCAUCCAUAAUCAAACUCGUUCAAGCGGUCCAUAGUCCUGAAUCUGUUAAGGCGCCUUCAUGGGUUGCUGAGAUACGACGAGGCGCUGGAGUAGAUCCGGCGCCAUGCCCUGCUGCGCCGCAGCAGCCAAAGUUUUAUGCGCGAACAUUGUAUCAAAGCAAUGGAGAGCAUUUUUCGACCAGCACUACAGGGGCUCUUGAUUCCAAACGAGGCCGUUUACUGGUUGCUUCUUUAUACGGGAAAGAUCACAGGCAUAGACUAUCAAAGCAGCAGAAACAUUACCAACACUCUCUUAGCUUCAUUCAAGAAAUUCUAGAGAUGAAGAGCAAUGGCUUCUAG